AUGAAGGUAAUUGUAGUGUUUUCGUUAUUAUUGUUAGCCGUAAAUGCGGUCCCAUUUCUAAACAAACUAAUCGAACCUCACCCGGGUAAGACAUGGAUAGUCUUGUGUGCCAGUGCUGAUACCUGGAUCAAUUACGGAAUGCAGGCCGACGUAUACCACGCUUACCAAGUAAUCCGUAAACACGGUAUACCCGACGAAAACAUUAUUGUUAUGCAUUACGACGACAUUGCAUACCAUAAACAAAACCCGACCCCCGGUGUAGUCAUCAAUAGGAUAGACGGUCCGGAUGUCUAUAAAACCCCGUAUGAGGUACCGAAACACUAUACUAAGGAUGAGGUUACACCAGAGAACUUUUUAGCUGUACUUAAGGGUGAUGUGGACUUAGAGAAACAAGGUAAAAAAGUUGUCAAAAGUGGACCAAAUGAUCGUAUAUUCGUCUACCUUGAUGAUCAUGGUGCCGAAGAAACUGUAAUGUUUCCCCGUGGUGUAUUACACGCCAUUGAAUUGAACGCGGUACUCAAGAAAAUGCACAUGGAUAAUAAAUAUAGCGAGUUGGUAUUUUAUUUGGCAGCAUGCGAAGCUGGAUCAAUGUUUGAUAAACUAUUGCCAACUAAUAUCAACGUCUAUGCUGUGACCGCAACUCUACCUGGUGAAUUAGGUUGGAAGUGUGAACAUGAUAAGAACUUACAAACUUAUCUAGGUGUAUAUUUUGCAUAUAACUGGCUGUAUGAUAGUGAACACAAUGAUUUGACCAAGGAACAAAUAUCGACCCAGUAUCAAUACAUCAAAGAACAUAAUAAUUUUACCAUGGACGGUGAAUUGUUGUUUCAGCAUGCACAACAAUAUGGCAAUUUGUCUAUUGCCAAACAACAUGUUUCAACUUACAUGGGAGAUAAACAAGUUCAAUUUAACACAAAUUCAUUGCCUAACAAACCUGCGGGUAUGGCACCGGCACGUGAUGCACCAAUAUAUCUACUGAGACACCAAAUUGAACAAGCAAAUGAUAUGAAUGAGAAACAAAAAUAUGUCACAGAAUUGGAGGGUUUGUUAAGCCGUCGGAAACUAAUGGAUAAACAGAUCGCGGAAUACGUGAAUGAAUUGCCGGCAAUUGACGCCAAUAUCGCAUUGAAUGGCAAACUAGAGCUCAAUAAUAGGGAAUGCUAUCGGAAACUGGUCGACACUUUCAAUGACAUGUGUUAUGUUUUAGGACAGGUAAAAAUACAUACGCUUUGAAUAAAUUGAAAGUAUUUGUGAAUAUUUGCGAACAAAUGCGUGACUCGAGUGAUGCGGACAUUGCUGUCAACCGAUUGAUACAACACUGCAAUAAAAAUGUGAAACCAAUUGAAAGUA
Oppiella nova is the source of this 1350-nucleotide messenger RNA. The record is from the annotation of a GenBank genome assembly. Lineage: Eukaryota; Metazoa; Arthropoda; Arachnida; Sarcoptiformes; Oppiidae.